UAUUUUUCCUUCACCAAAUCCCAAACGCUCCCUCCCCCUCUCUCUCAUGGCGUCCUCUGCAAAAUUCUUCUCCUUCAUCUUCCUCCUAGCCGUCUCCUCUGUGCAGAUUCACGCCAGAGAGAGCGAGCUCUUCAGCAAGUUCGGAAAAUCGCAGCAGGAGUCCCAGCUCCCCACCAGAGAUGCCUCUCUGAACAACCGCGACGACGAGCCUGAGUUCGUCCCGGAAACUUCCCAGAACGGCUACGGCCUCUUCGGUAAUGAACCCGGCCAGCUCCCUCCCACCACCACCACCACUACGACGUCCACUCCCGCCUCUUACGCCAGCGCCGCCACCUACUCCACUUCCAAAAACUCUCAGCUACCCAAAUCCGGCGACACCCUUUACAGGUACAGAGACACCCCCACCACCGUCACCAUCCCCGCCACCGCCACCACCACCACCGCCUACUCCACUUCCGAAAACUCCCACAAAACCAAAGCCGGCGAGCCCCUCUACAGGUACAGAGACACCGCCGCCGCCGCUUCCGCCGGUGUCGGUGGUGCCGGGAACUAUUACAACGGCGUCAACAGGUACGAGAGCCAGAAGCAGGGCAUCGGCCAGACGAGGCUCACCGGCCGGCAAAACAGCUACUGGAGCAGCGCCAGCACCGGAGGAUACAACAAUGGCGUGAACGGGUACACCAACCAACAGCCACAGUUCCAGCAGCAGUCGCAGAGGCAGGGCAUGAGCGACACCAGAUACAUUGCCAACGGGAGAUUUUAUUACGACGUGAACGCCGAUCGGAGCCUCGACAACAACAAUCGGAACUAUGGGAUCAAGAAUGUGUACGGUAACUCGAGAGUGGCCACUUACAGGAAUGGAAAUGGAUACAAUUCCAACAACCAGGGUUUCUCUAACAGUUAUGACAAUGAGUUUUAUCACCCUAAUGGCAGAGAAAGGUACCAGACCCAGAUGCAGAUUCAAGAGGAAGACGACGAGUUUGUGCCAUGAUCUGUUUCAACAAUAGAGAAUGCGAUGAUCAUGAUCAAGAUCUGUUCUAGUUGUGAUCUAUAUAGUAGAAAAUAAUCGUCAGUUAAUUUAAUAUGCCUUUUUGGAAAAAAAAAAAAAAAUUGUGUGUCAUCUUGUUUUUGGGAUUUUAGAACUUUUGAUAGUUUGAAAAAGGGCCAAGGUAUGAGAGUGAAUUUGUUAUGGGUGAUGGAAAAAUUCUUAUAUUUAAUAAAAUGUAAAUCUUAAAGUUAUUUUGCUCAA
Molecule: messenger RNA, 1249 nt
Organism: Malania oleifera
Lineage: Eukaryota; Viridiplantae; Streptophyta; Magnoliopsida; Santalales; Ximeniaceae
Product: protein E6-like
Exons: 1
Coding region: 47-991 (314 amino acids)
Source: RefSeq, a predicted model, not a curated record